Messenger RNA from Syngnathoides biaculeatus (alligator pipefish), 2155 nucleotides. RefSeq names its product NOVA alternative splicing regulator 2 (gene nova2). Bases 679 to 2094 code for a protein of 471 amino acids. Gene Ontology annotation, molecular function: mRNA binding. The record is from RefSeq and is a predicted model, not a curated record. Lineage: Eukaryota; Metazoa; Chordata; Actinopteri; Syngnathiformes; Syngnathidae. Gene Ontology annotation, biological process: mRNA splicing, via spliceosome; regulation of alternative mRNA splicing, via spliceosome. Gene Ontology annotation, cellular component: cytoplasm; nucleus. The transcript has 6 exons.
UUCUGGCUCAUUUGAAUGACGUCACUGCCCUCAGCCCACACAAGGGCAGAAAUCAAAUUGACGUUCCUCGAGUUGACAAACUGUUUGGCCGAGAACUCUCCUUCGGUUUCUUUGUUAGCCGCAAAAUUACGAAAUCAAUCCGACCAAUGUUAGUAGUGCGAUCUUUGUGAAAUAAGAAUUUACUUUUACUUUCACAUUUCAAGUCACCAAACAAUCCAGGUGAACUUAUUUGGGUCAAAAUUUAUCUACUGCUUUUCAACAUGGCGGCGUGACGUUCAACUCAAAACUGGGUCCUCUUGAAGGCACCAACCGCUUGCCGAUUUUUGGCAACCCCGCCACAGCUCGGUCGCCGUACUCGGCUGACGGUGAAACGCCAUCGACGGCCUAACGGAAAUGAGCGCAGACGUUGCGGAAAUCCUCAACCUUCAGACGGUCGCGUAGCAGCGACGCGCACGCAAAGAGCACGUGCGGCUACAGUCGCAGCCGCACGCCCGUACGCGUGCGCACGCCGGGGCAAUGUCACCUUGACUGCGAGCGUCAGGAGGCGGCGAGGGCGCGUCCGUGCGCCGGACAGCCGAGGGGACAAAAGAGACGGCGUCCGCUCGCCUGCGUGGAAAGCAACCGAGGAGGAAGAGCGAGGAGGCUGCGGCGCUCCCGAGCGGCGAGCGGACAUCCGCCAUGUCGGCGCACUCAGUGGCCUUCCUGCAGCCCCUUUUUGAAAGCGAAGGCAUUGUUUUCCCACACCAAGACACUGAGAGCCCCGAGGAUGGCGAGUACUUCCUGAAGGUUCUGAUCCCCAGCUACGCGGCCGGGUCCAUCAUCGGCAAAGGCGGGCAGACCAUCGUCCAGCUGCAGAAGGAGACCGGAGCCACCAUCAAACUGUCCAAAUCCAAAGACUUCUAUCCCGGCACCACGGAACGGGUGUGUCUGGUCCAGGGCACGGUGGAGGCGCUCAACGGCGUCCACGACUUCAUCGCAGAAAAAGUACGAGAGAUGCCGCAGAGCAGCCAGAAGUCCGAGCCCGUCAGCAUCCUGCAGCCGCAGACCACCGUCAACCCCGACCGCAUCAAACAGGCCAAGCUGAUCGUGCCCAACAGCACGGCGGGCCUGAUCAUCGGCAAGGGCGGCGCCACCGUCAAGGCGGUGAUGGAGCAGUCGGGCGCUUGGGUGCAGCUGUCGCAGAAGCCCGAAGGCAUCAACCUGCAGGAGCGCGUGGUCACCAUCAGCGGCGAGCCCGAGCAGAACCGCAAGGCGGUGGAGAUCAUCGUGCAGAAGAUCCAGGAGGACCCGCAGAGCUCGUCCUGCCUCAACAUCUCCUACUCCAACAUCACCGGGCCCGUGGCCAACUCCAACCCCACCGGCUCGCCCUACGCCAACUCGGCCGAGGUCAUGCCGGCGGCGGCGGCGGCGGCGGCCACCGCCUCUUCGCUCCUCGGCCAGGCGGGGCUGGCGGGGGUGGGCGCCUUCCCCGCCGCCGUCUCCAGCCUGUCGGGCAACGACCUGCUCACCAUCACGUCGGCCCUGAACACGCUGGCCAGCUACGGCUACAACACCAACUCGCUGGGGCUCGGGCUGAACCCGGCCGCCGCCUCGGGGGUGCUCGCCGCCGUGGCCGCCAACGCCAACCCGGCCGCCGCCGCCGCCGCCAACCUGCUGGCCUCCUACGCCAGCGACGCCUCCACCAGCGCCGCCCACCAGGCGGCGGGGCUGGGCGGCUUCUCCUUGGGCUCGCUGGCCGCCGCCACCGGCGCCACCAACGGCUACCUGAGCGCCGCUUCGCCCCUGGUGGCGUCCUCGCUGCUGGCCACCGAGAAGCUGGCGGAGGGCGCCAAGGAGGUGGUGGAGAUCGCCGUGCCCGAGAACCUGGUGGGCGCCAUCCUGGGCAAGGGCGGCAAGACGCUAGUGGAGUACCAGGAGCUGACGGGCGCCCGGAUCCAGAUCUCCAAGAAGGGCGAGUUCAUCCCGGGAACCCGGAACAGGAAGGUGACCAUCACCGGAUCGCAGGCGGCCACCCAGGCGGCGCAGUACCUGAUCAGCCAGAGGAUCACCUACGAGCAGGGGGUCCGCGCCACCAACCCUCAGAAGGUGGGUUAGCCCCACCGGGGAAGAAUCGCGAGAGGGAAGAGGAGAGGAGAGCGUCGACCCGACACCCCCC